UUGAAACAGCACACGUUUGGUAGGAAUAACAUAUGUGCAUACUAUAUAAUAUUUAAGAUUAAAGAUAAACGACAUAAGUAGGACCCUAAGAUUAUUCCAUUGCUUAAGAAAAUUUUUGGGUCUUUCUAAGCUUUCUAGUGCUAAGUUCCAAAUCAAUGAAUCUUCAAAGCAUGUCUAUCCACCAACUUAAUUUUCUGCCUUGAUCCUUGUAUUAAGCGCUUGUAUUAAGCACUUUGAAUUCUAUUCUCUGCAUCUCUCCUUCACAAACAAGCCGGCAGAAAGGCAUAUCUUGGUAUAAAGAAAAGAAAGGUAUAAGGGGGCGCAACACAAGGGAAAUUAGUUGAUCAGAACCAAAACUCCGUCAGAAACAGCAGCAUGUGGCUCUUGGGUUUCUCCACAAACAAGAGAAGAAGCUUUUGGGUAAUUGGUGCAAUUGUGCUAGUGAUCCUUCUAGCCGUGAUCUUAAAGAGGUGGUUGGUCUACAUGGAGUCUCGUGCAAAUGGAUGUUCCAAUAGAAAAUUAGAUGGUCAAAAACCACACCAUGGGUUAAAUUCAAGUUGUUUGUGCACUGCAUGUGGUUUGUGUUAUCCUGGUCAUGUUAUAAGGACAUAUGCACUAGAAGAGCUGAGGACGGCCACAAGGGAAUUCAAGAUUCGAAUAGGAAUCGGAGCCACUUCUUUCGUGUAUCUUGCGGAGCUUGGAGAUGGGAGAUUUGGUGCCGUGAAGCGAGUGAUGGAGGAGAGAGGCGGAAGCAAGAAGAUAUUCUUGGAUGAAGUUUCAGUUCUGCUUAGGAUUUCUCAUCCAAAUUUGGUGGGUUUAUUGGGUUUUUGUUCUGAGAAAGGAGAACAGCUGCUGCUGCUGGAGUAUGUUCCAAACAAGAGUCUUUUCGAUAGGAUGCACACGUACCAAGGCCAAUUGUCGGGGACAUUGGCAUGGUCGAACCGGCUAAGCAUUGCCCUAGAUAUCGCUCUGGCACUGGAUUACCUCCAUUCACAAGCCGAUCCACCCAUCAUUCACAGAGAUGUCAAGUCCUCCAACAUUCUCUUAAUGGACGACAACCAUGCCAAACUUGCUGACUUUGGACUUUGCAAAUUGGGUUAUGACACCAAACUUGGCUUACAAACUCCAACCAUUGUCAGAGGUUCUUUCGGUUAUGUCGACACUCAUUACCUCAACACAGGCCUAGUCUCAGCAAAGAGUGAUGUUUAUAGUUUUGGAGUCCUACUGCUUGAGCUAAUAACAGGCCUCAAAUCCACACAAGGCUCAGUGACACUUGCAGGAUGGACAGAGGAUUGCCGGAAGAACAAUGACAUUGAGGUAUUGGCUAAAAUGUUGGACCCAAAACUCAAUGGCAAUGCAGAUUUAGAGCAGCUUCGGGUGUUGAUCAAUAUAGCCAACUUGGCAUUGCUUGAGAAUUCCGAAGGAAGACCGGACAUGAGCUACAUUGUAGAUAAGAUUUCUAAUUGUAUGGAAUGUCAACUUCAGCCAGAGUUACCCGUAUAA
Messenger RNA from Juglans microcarpa x Juglans regia, 1503 nucleotides. Its product is annotated as salt tolerance receptor-like cytoplasmic kinase 1. Gene Ontology annotation, molecular function: ATP binding; protein kinase activity. The coding region runs from base 376 to 1503 and encodes 375 amino acids. The record is from RefSeq and is a predicted model, not a curated record. The transcript is spliced from 2 exons. Gene Ontology annotation, cellular component: plasma membrane. Gene Ontology annotation, biological process: protein phosphorylation. NCBI's taxonomy places the organism in Eukaryota, Viridiplantae, Streptophyta, Magnoliopsida, Fagales, Juglandaceae.